Molecule: messenger RNA, 426 nt
Organism: Nicotiana tabacum (common tobacco)
Lineage: Eukaryota; Viridiplantae; Streptophyta; Magnoliopsida; Solanales; Solanaceae
Source: RefSeq, a predicted model, not a curated record
AUGGAUAUUCCUCUACAGGCUGGUUGGAUGGUAAGGAAAAUGUUUGAGGCUAGAAAUACAUUGGUACUGAUUCAAAACAACACUGUUGGUAGUUUAAUUAAGCAGAUAUAUCUUCAGUUAAUUGGGAACAACGAGAGGAUUUCAUGGAAGAGACUGAGAUUUGGAAAUAAUGCUCAUCCAAAAGCUCAAUUUACAUUAUGGCUACAGAUGCAGGGUAAAUUUCUGACUGUGGAUAGAAUUGCCUCCUUGGGUGUAAAUGUGGAUCAUGCCUGCAAUCUAUGUAAUAGUCACAAUGAAACGAGAAACCAUAUCUUCAUGGAAUGUCCUUACUCUGUCAAAAUUUGGGAAAGUGUGCUAAAAUGGAUGAAGGUUCCUGUUUCAGGACAACACAAUGGGAACAACUGGAGAAUUGGAUCAUUCAAAUAG